AUGGCGCCGCCUGAGCGCCACGUGCCGGCUGCCAGCCCGUUGCACGCAGUCCGCGUGGCCGUGGCCAACCUGCGCGGCGAGGCCCGGGCCGCAGCGUUAGCCGCAGCGCCUGCGGUGCGCCGCGCCAGCAGUCUGGGGCAGCUGAACGCAGAGCUGGCAGCAGCAGCGGCACGCUUGGGGCAAGGAUCUGCGAUUGAAGUGGCCCCCGGAGCCACACCGAGCUCGGUCUCGGUGACCUUCCGUCCUGAGGAUGGUUGCCAUUUGGUGGCGGGUGCUGGAUAUGAAGCCUCCCCUGGUUUGACCUCUGCGGUUUCCCUCAGGGUUGAUGGCACUCCAGCAGCAGCCACAGCCGAAGAUGCACCUCCGCUGCACGUCUCGGCGGAAGGGCGCUUCUGCUUCGAGGAGGAUGCUUUGAGGUGCUCCUUGAAGGCCUCGCCAGCGCGAGUUGAUGGGAUGCCCUGCAUCCCAUCCUUGCAGCUGGGACUUGGCCUGGGCGGAGUCCUCGGAUUCAUGCGGCCCUUUGGCACGCACACCUGCGGCCAGCUGGUCUUUAGCGAUCUCUUAGGUCGACAUGCUCUUAAGCUGGGAGCCAGCAGUCGAGACUUGAGACCUCGGAAGGAUGAAACGGCUUUCCUGGAGCUCCCACUUCAAACGUCUAAGACCGCCCUGUCCUACCAGUUCCUGAGCUCUUCCGCGUCUUCACGCUCGGCAGUCUUUGCCGAGAUCUCAGGGCUUCUGGGCGACGUGAAGGUAGCGCGCUGUGAGACCUCGUACCAACAUGGCGGGGAGGCCUUGGGCGGCCGCUGGCGUGUCAGUGGGAUGCUGGGCGUGGCCCAGCCGCUGGGCGAGACGACCUUGCCUUGGGAGGAGCGCUUCUUCCUGGGCGGCUCCUUCGGUGCUCAGCGGCUCAUGGGUUUUGGGCCACACGGCUUGGGCCCUACGGCCUACACGGAAAGGGAAUCCAAGGCGCGGCUUGGCCUGGUGCAGGGCUUGGGUGGCCUUGGCCUGCAAAGGAGCGGUCCGAUCAUCGAAAAGACUCGCUCCAGCUUCAUGGGCGGUGAUAGCUGCGCCUCCUUGGAGGCUUUGAUGCAGUUCCCUCUGGGGCCACUGCAGCUGAUGACCUUUGGAGCUGCCGGGCUCUUGGUGAACCGCUCGCAAGUGGCAAGCCUCCCCGACCUCACUGGAAGCCUGCGAGCCAGCUUCGGGGCCGGCAUCGGAUAUCCCUUGCCGGGAGGUGGUCACAUCGCAGCGACCUUUACUUUGCCCGUGCAAGCCGUGGAGGGCCCCCGCUCAGAUCGUCGCCGCUACUGUGGGGGACAGGAGCUGCCACGCACAGCAGAGCCCGAGCAAGAAGAGCAAGUGGGCAUUUCUCAGAUGCAGGUUUAUCAGUUGAGGCCUCAUGGCUGGUGGUGGGCCCCGCUGCGUUCGACGGAUCCGAUUUCGCUGGUGCAGGAGCUCCAAGCGAGAAUAGAAGACCUGGAGGAAGCUGUCCAGCAGGAGCUCAGCCUGGCGAUGCUUGAGAAACUUGAGGAGGCUUUCAGCAGGCUGCAGCUUGCUGACGAUGCUCGUGAGCACGAGCAGAAGGACGGAGCACCGAGUAUAGCCAUGCAACAGAAGACAUCACAGCUACAGGAAGAGGUGGAGUUUCUUCGAAGUGCCAAGUUCGAGGCGGAUGACAGGUGUCAGCAGCUGGAAGUGGAGCUCAAGCAGGCAAAGAACAGCGUGAGUGCUCAAGCGCUGCAGCUGGAGUCUCAAUUCCGAGAAAGCCAGAUGGAGCAGUUGCAAGCCGUCGACCAGGCACGAGGUGAGGCUGAAGCCUACCAGAGACGAGCGAAAAUGGCAGAGGCACAGCUCCAAACAGCGCAAGCAGCUGCCGAGCGCUUCUCCACCGAGUUCUAUCAACUGGAGGCCAGGUUUGCAGAAGAGCAGCUGAUCCGGAAGAAGUACCACAACCAGAUUCAGGACAUGAAGGGCAGUGUGCGGGUCUUCUGCCGUUUCCGGCCAUUGGCAAAGCGCGAAGAAGACUUGGGUGAUAUCCCUGUGCUGCACAAGGCCGACGCCUUCAGUGUGGACCUGCAGCGACUGGCGCCCCACAACGACACACGACGCUUCGAUUUCGACGCAGUCUUUGGCGGUGACAGCCCACAAGAGGAGGUCUUCCGCGACUGCGAAGACUUGGUGCAGUCCGUGGUCGAUGGCUACAAUGUCACCAUUUUUGCUUAUGGGCAGACGGGUGCCGGCAAGACCCAUACGAUGUAUGGGACCCAUGAUCAUCCUGGCCUUGCACCACGUUCUAUCGACUCCCUCUUUCAUUUGAUUCAUCGAGAAGAGCGCCAAGGGCGCAAAAGCUUCACGGUGAAGGCAUACAUGAUUGAGCUCUACAAGCAAGAGAUUUUGGACUUGUUGGUGGAGGCGAGACGAGAGAAUUCGAAAGAGAAGCAGUUGCAGAUCAAGAAGGAUGCUGGCAGGGGCAUCAUGUUUGUGGAGGGCGUUUGUGAGCGUCAGAUCCACGGCCCAGACGAGCUCAAGGCAGUGCUUGCGGAAGGUGAGAGGCGGCGGCAUACCGCAGCAACCGCGAUGAACACCAGUAGCAGCCGCUCCCAUUUGCUGCUCAGCAUCAUUGUGGAAGCCACCGCCAAGGACAACGACCAGGUCAUCUAUGGGAAGAUCACCCUUUGUGACCUCGCCGGCUCCGAACGGCUGAAGAAGAGCGAAGUGAGCGGUGAUGCUUUGAAAGAAGCCAUCGAGAUCAACAAGAGCCUCACGGCCUUGGGUGACGUCAUCGAGGCGUUGUCUAAGGGCAGUAAGAAUGUGCCCUAUCGCAAUCACAAGCUCACCAUGCUCAUGCAGGACAGCCUCGGCGGAUCUGCCAAGACCUUGAUGUUCGUGAAUUGCUCCCCGGCCAGCUCAAAUGCGGAGGAGACCUUGACCUCACUGAAGUGGGCCACACGUGCAAAGCAGGUGACUAAUGACGUGAAGAGGAAUGCAGAUUGCAAGGAGGUGGCGCGAUUGAAGCAGGUGAUUGCCAUGAUGAGCCAGGCUCAAAGUGCUGAGGAGCCACUGCGGAGAGAAGCCCCAGGCGGCAUUGCUUCCUAA
This is a messenger RNA of Durusdinium trenchii, 3096 nucleotides long. The record is from the annotation of a GenBank genome assembly. Lineage: Eukaryota; Dinophyceae; Suessiales; Symbiodiniaceae.